Micropterus dolomieu (smallmouth bass) is the source of this 3447-nucleotide messenger RNA. RefSeq lists its product as uncharacterized. The record is from RefSeq and is a predicted model, not a curated record. The coding region runs from base 675 to 2024 and encodes 449 amino acids. NCBI's taxonomy places the organism in Eukaryota, Metazoa, Chordata, Actinopteri, Centrarchiformes, Centrarchidae. The transcript has 12 exons.
AGCAAGGAGACGCCACUGGAUCUUGAGUGAAAAUCUGUCAAAUUAUCAACUUAAAACAAACUCUCCUGCGAUAAAUAACCUUACUGAGGUGGACCGUUAUCUGAAAAAGAUAACGAUAAAGUGUAACCUCUAAUGUUGAAACGAAACCAAAAACUUUGUGAUUGUUGGUGCUAGUUGAAGCAUGACAUUUAUUAAGUGUUUUUAGAGUUUGUAUCACAAUAACUGGCAUUUUGAAACAUUUUUUUUUUCACCCUACACCCCUACAUUGAAGCGGAGGGAGCAGCCGUUAACGAGCGGAUGUGCGCAGGGUUGUGUGUUUUACAGCAGGCACAAGACGGUGAACUUUCGUUUUUGGAUUGUGUCUUCAGUUUUUGGAUCAUCAAUCUUCAACUUCAUUAUUGUGGAGCCGACCCGAGAGUGGAGGUCUGCACCGGAAGUGUUUCCACAGUGGAGGUCUGCAGUUGGACCCUCUUGAAAAUUCCCGCCUUGUUUCUCCACUGAGGAUGUCUGAGAAGUUGGAGCUGAAGCAUGUGAGGAAAAUAUAAGCAUCAAUCACUUACAGUCCCCUCCAAAAGUAUUGGAACGGUAUCUGCGCCUGGAUCAGGGAGACACUGAUGAGCCAAAUGCAGCAGAACUGAGGCAUUAUGUAUGUCCACCUUGAUUAGCCUCCACAAAUGAAAUUUCAACAAAAGAAACGCAUGAUUAUAGUCGCCAUCCUCCUCAUUCUCUCCCUGUACUGGAUAUUGAGGCUUGAGAGGAUCUUGAAGAACUUGACCACGUCCUACAAAGCCCCCACUAAGAAGCCAGUGCAACCAAAAUUGCCUCCACACUGUGGUUCAGGAUAUGUAGUUCCUGAGGGAGAAAAGGUGGCAGUCAAAAGCACGAAGACAGUGCUGUUAUCAGCUUAUCGGGAGCACCGCACAGGACGAAAUGAGGUUCGUGUUAUUUCAGUGGUGCUGAGGGAAAAGACAGAAGCCUAUCGCUGUCAUCUCUGUUGCCAGGAAAAACUGCACAUCUCUAAAAGCGUCACCAGCCUCCACAGUGAUCACUUUGGGUUUAAAUACGGGACAGCAGACAUCAUGUGUCCUAUGCCCUCAGACUGUGAGACCCCAUCUCAUAUCGCUGUGACCUCUGCUGCACACGACUCUGAAGAUAAACUUGACAAAGAGUUUUUUGAGGUGAAGAACCAGAAGUCAAAUAGUGGCAGCUUUCCUUACAACUUCACCCUCUGCCUCUCCGCAAUGUUUGAUUUCACAAACGUUCUGCAGCUGGUCCAGAGUCUGGAAAUGAUGCAGUUACUGGGGGUGAACAGAGUUGCCAUCUAUAAGACCAACUGCAGCUCUGAAACACAGCGCAUACUGGACUACUACACACAUAAAGGUUUAGUAGAGGUGAUUCCUUGGUCUCUGUCCAGAUUUCUGAAUGUAUCUCGAGGUUGGCUUCCUGAACACGGCCCAGGUGACCUCCACUACUUUGGCCAGAUUGCUGCUCUCAAUGACUGCGUUUACAGAUACAUGUACCAGUCCAGAUACGUGGCCCUGCACGACAUAGACGAACUCAUUCUGCCGCAGACAGUCGACAGUUGGUUGGAACUUUUUCCUCUUCUACAAAAGAAAUAUGACCAUGAGUGUUACAUAUUUGAGAAUAACGUGUUCCCCAGCACAAAUUUCUCUCCUCCCACCUCCAAAGUUUUGUGGAACAAUGUGACAGGGGUGAACAUCCUGGCUCAGCUGUACCACAUACCCCUCAAUGAAAAGACUAAAUACGACGACUACAAGAUCAUUGUCAAUCCACGAGGUGUUUUCUCUGCGACCGUCCACGGACUGCUGAGCUCACAGAACGACUGCUCCUGGGUUGACAGAAAUAUAGCACGGAUGUACCACACAAGAGCUGGGACAAAAACUGAGCUGAAACCAGACCAGCUGAUUUAUGAUGACCGACUGCUGAGCUACAGCACCCACCUCAUACAAACUGUCAAUACUGUGCUCAAAGAGAGUGGAUUUCUAAAUGAAACCAGCGUAUAAUAGCCUGUGUGUGUGUGUGUGUGUGUGUGUGUGUGUGUGUGUGUGUCUAAUUCCAUACAAUUCAGGUUUCUCUUUAUCUGCAUCGUACUACAGAAAUCUGAUUCUGAAAUCAGAAAUGUGGGCAGUGAAAAAAUGAACAAACAUUUGUGUAUAAAAUGGUGAUGGGCAACAAUUAAAUUUUUAAUGGCAUUGUUACGCACAAAAUUGAAUAAUGAAUUCUAAAGCAUUGAAUUGCGCACUUUUAAUUUAAAUGUGCUGUUAUAUACACAAAAGUUUAAUAACGUGUGGUUUGCAAACACUUUAAACAAAUAAGGUGCUUUUUACCAGCAGUAUUCCCUUUACACAGUAGCAAUUAUCUAGAGUCCCGUUUUCCUGGGGGGUUUUCUGAACAUGCAUCAGCAGGUAUCUUUUAUCAGGGAGCAGCAUGAACACUAUCAAGAUGGACGAUAGUGUGGGGGGGGGGGGGCUAUGGUCUUGGUUUUGAUCUGGAUCAAACCUUCAGUAUGUGUUGUUCAAAUGUUUUUAGUAUAAUUGGGAUCCUUUUGAUCCAAAAAAAUCCGGAUUAUCCUCAUCCCAACAGAAGGGUGGAUUCAGGGUAGAUUUUCGGCACAAACUUUUAAAAUGUUCCAAAUAAUACAACAUUUUUACCAUGUAGUAGCCUAUAUACACAUUUAUUUAUAUUUUGCACUUGAUUUGUUUAAACUUUACAGUGAUAAAGUAGAUAAAGUAGACAUUACCUACAAACCAUUCAGUACAAUAAAGUAAAAAAAUAAAUAAUCCCCCUAACAGCUGUCAACCUCGAAAAAAAACAGUCACUUAUUACUAUACAUUAAUAAAAAAGGCACAAUCAGCAGAGGCAAACAUUCAAAAGUACUUUGUAACAAUUGCAUCUCUUAUUACAGGUCCAGUCAGCUCCUCAUUCUGAGAUCUCCUCCCAAAAGCUGCUCUCUGAACUCUGAGUGAUAUUGUAGUAUAGUAUUGGACUAUUGGACAACACAUGCUCAAAAUAUCCAGUGUAUCUGUGAAUAAUGUAUAUUUGCUUGUUAGGGCCUGAGCACAAACCGUGCGAGGUCCCUAUUGAAUUUAUUUUUUCCUGCAAAGUAAGCUCAAUUUAGGGGGCCUAAACAUACUCGAAAACUCACCAAAUUUUGCACACAUGUCAGAAAUGGUGAAAAAUUUCGUAUUUUAUUGGUUUCGCUAGCGCCCCCUACAAAAUUGGAAAAAAUUAGCCCAUCGGCCACGUUCAACCUACAUGCACACAGGGACUUAGUGCCAGCAUUCGCAAUUUCAUUUUAAGUUUCUCCGUCUGAGAUUCAGAACCAAUGACCAAUAUUUCUGUUUUGUCCUGAUUGAGUUGCAGAAAAUGUUCUGCCAUCCAUGACUGUAUGUUUAGGAAACAAUUAAAAAGAAGCAGGAGUUUUUA